Molecule: messenger RNA, 213 nt
Organism: Trypanosoma cruzi
Lineage: Eukaryota; Euglenozoa; Kinetoplastea; Trypanosomatida; Trypanosomatidae
Product: dihydrofolate reductase-thymidylate synthase, putative
Exons: 1
Biological process (GO): tetrahydrofolate biosynthetic process
Molecular function (GO): dihydrofolate reductase activity
Source: RefSeq, a predicted model, not a curated record
AUGUCGCUGUUUAAAAUCCGCAUGCCGGAGACGGUGGCGGAGGGGACACGUCUCGCACUGCGUGCCUUUUCCCUCGUUGUAGCGGUCGACGAGCACGGCGGCAUUGGGGACGGGCGGUCGAUCCCAUGGAAUGUGCCCGAGGACAUGAAGUUCUUCCGGGAUGUGACAACAAAACUGCGGGGGAAGAACGUCAAGCCAUCGCCUGCGAAGCGC